AUGUGUUUGCAAAGUUUGCAAAGGGUCAAGCAGUGUUUUUUAAAAUCCGUAGGCCACCAUUGUAUUGUCCUCUACAUAACCAAGACAGCAGCGAAAGUCCCAACGGCCAAAGAUCCAGCAACAGUGAACCUAUUCAAAUUGGCACCACUCGGGGCAGGUACAGGAGUCUCAACAGAGACGUCGGAAGAGGGAGAAACCUCUGGAGAGAUGACAGGGGAAGACGAGGGAGGAGAAGGGGGAGAGGCAACGGGCUCGUUAGAAGGAGCUGCCUCCGGUGAAGUGCUCGAUGGAGAGGGAGUGGUGGCUGGUGGAGUACUGCUCGAUGAAGAAGGAGUGGCGGCAGGUGGAGUGCUCAAUGGAGAAGGAGAAGAUGCAGCCAUUGGUGGAGUGCUCAAUGGAGAAGGAGAUGCAGUCAUUGGUGGAGUGCUCAAUGAAGGAGAAGAUGCAGUCAUUGGUGGAGUGCUCAAUGAAGGAGAAGAUGCAGCCAUUGGUGGAGUGCUCAAUGGAGAAGGAGAUGCAGCCAUUGGUGGAGUGCUCAAUGGAGAAGGAGAUGCAGCCAUUGAUGGAGUGCUCAAUGAAGGAGAAGAUGCAGCCAUUGGUGGAGUGCUCAAUGGAGAAGGAGAUGCAGCCAUUGGUGGACUCAAUGGAGAAGGAGAAGAUGCAGCCAUUGGUGGAGUGCUCGGUGGAGAAGGAACAGUUGGAGAAGUGCUCGGUGGAGAAGGAACAGCUGUUGGUGGAGUGCUCAAUGGAGAAGAUGCAGCAGAUGUGGACGGCGAUGAUGCAGGGGAUUGGGCCCUUGUUGAGGCCACUAAGAGUGCAGCCAUUAGAACCAGAACCACAUGGAUGGAGCGAGCCAUUGUAGAGAGAGAGAAAGAGAGAGAGAGAGAGGGAGGGAAGGUUAGGGUAUAA
This is a messenger RNA of Prunus armeniaca (apricot), 909 nucleotides long. The record is from the annotation of a GenBank genome assembly. Lineage: Eukaryota; Viridiplantae; Streptophyta; Magnoliopsida; Rosales; Rosaceae.